Linnemannia hyalina is the source of this 1674-nucleotide messenger RNA. Lineage: Eukaryota; Fungi; Mortierellomycota; Mortierellomycetes; Mortierellales; Mortierellaceae. The record is from the annotation of a GenBank genome assembly.
AUGGACUCAAUCUUGCGUCUGGCCCACGAACAGGUGCUCCCUGCCUGGUUCGCCCCCAGACCCUCCGCCCCUUUCCUCGACUACGGCCUCACCCACUCGGCCUCCCUGGCCUCGGGCAUCCCCGAGCCUUCCCUCCGUCUCCUCCUCACCGUCCUCGCCGGCUACCCUAUCGCGAUCUUCUACCGUCUCAUCUUCCUCAACAAAACAUCAUCCAUCGUCGGAGAAUCCGCCCGCAACUCAUUCUUCCUCGUCAGUGGCUUGUUGAUGUCUUACUACUUCAACUCCUUCGACAUCAUUCACCCUCUCACGACCUGUGUCGGUACUUGGCUCAUCUGUCGCGUCAUUGCAUUGAUCGCUCCCAAGAACCGGUCCUUGGCUUCAACAUUGUCGUUUUUGUUCAACUUUGGGUAUCUGUUGACGUCCUACAAGUAUGCGGCCACGGAGGAGUAUGAUAUCUGCUACACGAUGCAGCAGUGUGUUCAGUGUCUGCGUAUGAUUGGCUAUGGCAUGGAUUUCAUGGAUGGACAACCAAAGUCGGCCAAGAAGAAGGAUGUUGCCACCCCUGCAUCGGAGGAGAAAAAGGUCGACACCCCAGCACCUACACCCGCACCAGCAGCGCCAGUAGUUGUCAGGGACAAGACCCCCAUCUCGUUCGGAAGAGACAUUGCCUUGGCUCAAUUGCCCACCUUGGCCGAGACCAUCGGAUACGCCUUCUUUCCUUUUGCUUUCUUGGUCGGUCCCCAGUUCUCGUUCUCGCUCUAUAAAAAGUUCAUCUCCAUGGAGCUCUUCAACGUUCCCAUCCCUGCCUCGGCCGCUGGAUCGGAUGAGGCCAAGGCUGCUGCUGCCGCAACCGUCAACGGUAUCCCCCAGGGAUCCCUGCGUUAUGCCCUCCGCUGUUUCUUCCUCGGUAUCUUUUAUCUGGGUUUGGGUCAGGUCCUCGGAGGUUUCUUCCCCACUGCUGCUCUCCUUGGCAAGGCCUUCCUUGAGCGCUCCUUUGCCGAGCGUGUCUUUAUUUUCUGGUGGACCGGAAAGACUGUCUUGAACAAGUACUUGGGUAUCUGGACGAUUGGAGAAGGACCUUGCGUACUUUCAGGAAUCACCUUCAACGGCUAUGACGCUCAGGGCAAGCCCGAUUGGGAUGGACUUCGCAACGUCAACCCCAUCAACUACGAGUUCGCCACCUCGCUCACCCAGAUCGUCACCUCCUUCAACAUGAACACCAACUUCUGGGCCAAGCUCUAUGUUUUCAAGCGUCUCCGCUUCCUCGGCAACAAGAACCUGUCUGCCCUGGGUGUCCUCCUCUUCUUGGCCGUCUGGCACGGAACUCAUAUCGGCUACUUCUGCUGCUUCGGACUCGAGUUUAUGGACAUGGAGACUGAGCGCCGUAUGUCUGCUCGUUUCGGAAAGCCUAUCAAUGCGUUCAUUACGCGUCAGAAGGGUGUCGCGCAUGUUGUUGCCAAGGCUGUCUGGGGCGUCAUUACCUGGCUGUUGACCACCAGCGCGCUCUACUUUGCCGCCGUGCCCUUUGAUCUUUUGCAGUUGGACAAGUCCAAGCAGGCUCUUCAGACGAUCAACUACUUGGGCGUCUAUGUCAUGCUUGGAUUGCUCUUCUUGGACAUCUUCUUAGGCAUUGUCAUGCCCAAGAAGCGCUCAAAGUCCAUCAAGACGGAAUAA